AAGGAGUGAAAGCGAAAUGUCUGAUAUCUUCCGACGGAUAGGCAUCAACUCCAUCACCUUUCUACCCGCUUCCCGUGGAAAGACUUGCAUCUCCUGCAGGCAGAUCUGUGGCUCAGAGAUUGGACUCCUGAGUCACCUCCAUCAAUGAGCCAUGGUAGAGAUCAUUCUCUAAAUCAGGGACUUCCACCACUGCUGCUGACAGCAAGAGCUUUGCAUAUGAGGGGAACCUGGACAGAAACCUCCCCCAUUACAUGGUUCUCCCCAGAAAGUCUGACAGAGACUGGGGAGGCUUUGAAGGAAGAAUGGGAACUGGAAGAGUCACUGUUGCUCAGACGGGAUGAUUUCCCUCAGCGAAGGAUACAAAGCACACAGCUGAACUAAAAACGUGGCUUCUCACAGCAAAACAAGCCGACGCUUGGCAUCUCACCUGAUCUGUUGCUAACUGGGCUGGAGGACUCAAGUGGGGAAUUCCUACUGCCCACGCUGGGAGUCAUGUGAUACUGAUUCCCGCUGUCAGAGGAGUCUGAUGAUGUGGAACAAUAACAUCUUGUGACUAUGGGGAAAGCUAAGGUCGGGUUUCUAUCUCCUGCAGUAAAGCAGAAGGGAACUGUCUCCAUCGCCAACGGUAUGGAUGGACCACCAGUCUGGAGAAGCUGGCUGGUGGGGAGUGAGAGCUCUGUGAUGCGGCCUCCAGCCCCCGACAGCUUCCAGCUGACCGUAGUUGCACUGCUCUGUGGGCUCACCACAGCCCAGAGGAACGUCACCGCUUGGGUUGGAGACAACAUUACCCUACCUUGCUGCUUCCCUUCCCAGCCCAAUAUAAGUAUACAGCACCUGACACUCACCUGGCAGAAGAAGUGGGCGCAGGGAAGCGACCGGGUGGUUCACAGCUUCUAUUACGGGAAGGACCAGCUGGAUGUUCAGAACCCGGCAUAUCGAGGCCGGACGCGGCUGGACCCAGCGGCGCUGGCCCAGGGAGAUGGAGCGCUGAUGCUGCGGGGCAUCCUCGAGGAGGACAGGGGCGUCUAUCAGUGCCACGUCACCACGGAGCUGGGCAGGACGUCAGAGAUAAUUCAGUUAACUGUGUCUGUGGAUUUAAGAGACGCAGAAAGACCCACAUCAGGCUCCAUCAGUGCCCAGCAGAGACGGGGCAGGAUCUUCCUAGUUGGCAUCUUCCUCCUGCUCACCCUACAGACUUUUUUGUUGUAGGCAGGGCAAUACACCUGUCCUGCCUACACCAGACAGAGGCUCAAAUUCUUCAGUAUAAUUUGGCAUAAGUUUUCAUUGGCAGCAACCUACUGGGCUGGCUAACCGGCAGAUACCUGCCGGA
Messenger RNA from Alligator sinensis (Chinese alligator), 1330 nucleotides. RefSeq names its product butyrophilin-like protein 1. The record is from RefSeq and is a predicted model, not a curated record. The coding region runs from base 556 to 1209 and encodes 217 amino acids. The transcript is spliced from 4 exons. Lineage: Eukaryota; Metazoa; Chordata; Crocodylia; Alligatoridae.